CUUCAUCUUUGCUCUGACUGUUUUCAAUCCAUGCGUUGGUUACUCAACACAUUAAUUGAUCUUUGUAGCAUGGAUUUUCCGCGGCACAUAAGCGGUUGUUCAUCCAGUGCAGUUUAGCAUCUAGAACUUUGCCAGAAGAUUUCAUGAACCCACUGAUUUGAUACUUUUGGCUACUGUGAAUCACAAAAAAUCUACGAAGAGUCUAUCGAAAUCUAUCUAACAAAGAUCAAUCUGGCAACCAGCCGAUCACCAAGCCAAGAGCUUCACCAAGAUGCAACAAGGAAUUUCUCACCUGUAAACGAUUUCGAAGAAACGAACCAAACACAAACACUAUAACCAGCUAUCAUGGUUUUCAGCAAAGUAUCACUGAUUGCAGUAGGAGUUGUUCUACUUCACCUUGCGUUCAGUUCAAUAGCCAACGGAUGGCUGUUGAACCCACAGUCAAGAUCCAGCAAUGAAAUAAAAGAAGAUAACUUCAAGAAGUUUCUAACUGAUUGCACGCAUGGAUCUAGAUGUGCACUCCGAGUGCAACGAAGUCUCGUCAGCACCCUAGCACGACCAUUGGAGCGUGGUAUAGAGGAAAGUGCGGAAAACGAACUUGAAAGACGGAAGCGUAAGAAGCACAAGAAACAUAAGAAGCAUAAGAAAUCAAAGAAACAUAAGAAGAGCAAGAAAAACAAGAAAAAGAAGAAGAGUAAAAAGAAUAAAAAGCAUAAGAAGCACCAGAAGCAUAAGAAAAACAAGAGUAAGAAGCAUAAGAAGCAUCAUAAGAAAAGUAAAGGCAAGAAGAAGACUUGUCCUGCUAAGCCUUGUAAGCCUGGGUUUGUUUGUAAGAAGAAGAAAUGCAGAAAAGUGCCAGUAGUAACUCUGGCACCAGAACCAGAGCCUCCUGUUGAAGAACCAGUUCAUGAGGAGCCUCCAGUCGAGGAAGAACCACAGGCGGCGGAACCGCCUGCUGAAGAUCCCCCUCCGGAAGAGGAGCCGCCCGCUGAAGAGCCUCCGGCAGAAGAACCUCCAGCUGAAGAAGAGCCUCCCGCCGAAGAAGAGCCUCCCGCCGAAGGAGAGCCUCCAGCCGAAGAGGAACCACCUGCAGAUGAAGAAGAUGUUCCGAUCGAAGAUGCCGUCGCAGAGGAAGCUGAGAACGCGGCCAACGAAGAGGAAGCGGAACACGAGGUCGAAAAGGAGGCUGAAAAUGCAGCCGCAGAGGACGCAGUUGCGGAAGCGGCAGAAGACGAAGAAGCAGGCGACGAAAGAACUCUUCCAUGAUCUCAGAGAUACUUAUGAAAAUUAGCUCUCAGAUUUGAAUUGUUUGUUUCUGUUGUGAAGGUUUUAGCUUUUGAAAAAU
Molecule: messenger RNA, 1345 nt
Organism: Symsagittifera roscoffensis
Lineage: Eukaryota; Metazoa; Xenacoelomorpha; Acoela; Convolutidae
Product: fibrous sheath CABYR-binding protein-like
Exons: 4
Coding region: 346-1266 (306 amino acids)
Source: RefSeq, a predicted model, not a curated record